This is a messenger RNA of Phanerochaete carnosa HHB-10118-sp, 5207 nucleotides long. RefSeq lists its product as uncharacterized. Gene Ontology annotation, biological process: cell surface receptor signaling pathway. Lineage: Eukaryota; Fungi; Basidiomycota; Agaricomycetes; Polyporales; Phanerochaetaceae. The coding region runs from base 36 to 5207 and encodes 1723 amino acids. The transcript has 10 exons. Gene Ontology annotation, molecular function: protein binding. The record is from RefSeq and is a predicted model, not a curated record.
CGCGAGUUGUCGGUUGAACCACUCCGCCAGCAGCUAUGCACCGUCUCAAGCAGAAGUUACAGGGCAGCAAAGCCCCCGACACUGCAAUCGAAGUCCUCAAGCAAGCUCUCGAAAUAUUCAAGGACACCGCUGGUAAUCUGGGAGUGCCGGGAUUGCAGAUAGGCGUCAGCGUCCUUUCGACUGUGUUGACGAUGGUCCAGAAAUCGCGUGCAAACACAGAGAGUAUCAAGGAACUGGCUACGAGAGUUGAAGAUCUGACGAAGAUGGUGCGAGAGAGCGCGGAACUGCAGGGCGAGCACAUAUCUGCACCGAUGCAGGACAGGAUCGAUCGCUUGCAGGAGUCUUGGAAAGCAAUCGACGACGAGGCUCAGAGUCUCAAGUCUCAGCACAAAGUGUGGCGAACACUGGGAAGCAAUAAGGAAGCGGAAGUGAUCACAGGUUUGGUGCAAAGAAUGUCUUCGUCAAUCCAGAAUUUCAUGGUCGAGAGUACGAUUGCGAUAGAGUCUGCUUUGAAUCAUCACGUGCAUGUCUCCAAGCAGGACUCGGACAGGGUAGAGGGAAAGAUAGAUGUCAUGCCAGACAUCAUUGUUCAACGCUUGAUAUCUCGCUGGGAAGGCAGCUUUGUACCGCCCCAUGCAGCCCGGGCGCAAUUCGACAGUUAUUCAGAGCGCAAAGCUUGUCUCGAUGGGACACGUACCGACAUCCUAGAAACCAUCUCUGCCUGGGCAGCCGGUCAACUUGUGCCUGGCGAGGCAGCCGAUCCCGCCGGAAGCUCUACCCGCCAGCAACCCAACGUCCUCUGGCUCAACGGCGUGCCCGGCACCGGCAAGACAACAAUAUCAUAUACCGCCGCGAAGCAGUGUCAUGACCGCGGGAUCUUAGGUGCAAGCUUCUUCUGCUCUCGAUCCGACGCCGAUUGUAGCAACCCCUCGAUGAUCUUCACCACUAUUGCCUACCGCCUCGGGCUGUUCUACGAGCCGUACAAGGACAAGGUCACGGAGAUACUCAAGAGCAAUCCCGAUAUCGUAGACUCUCAGGUCCAUCGCCAGUUUGAGGAGCUCAUAUUGCGGCCAUUGACACUCCUCCGCGAUGACUUCCCUCCAUGUGUUGUAGUCAUCGACGCGCUCGACGAGUGCCAGCAGCCUCAGGUCGUCUCUACAAUUUUGUUUACUCUGUUGGAACAUGCAGAGGAUCUCUCACCGCUGCGAUUCCUCGUCACCAGCCGGCCCGAACGGGAUAUCGUUACCACGUUUGACGCUCCCGGCUACCGCAACGCAUUCGACAAGCUACUCCUACACGCGGUCGAAUUACGGCCUGUCACUACUGCGGACAUUAAGCGGUACUUGACGGUGUCCCUGUCAGAGAUCAGACGGCAUUUCGACCUGGCCGAGUCCUGGCCCAACGAGGCCGAUGUCGAGAUACUGAGUAACAUGGCCAACGGCUUGUUCAUUUUUGCUGCGACCACCGUCUUGUUCAUUGGCGACCGAGAAUACAGCGAUCCGGUUGGACAGCUGAAGACUCUCAUAUCCACCGCACAUCUUGGCGGCUCUCACCAGCUGCUGGACCGAAUCUAUCUGCAGGUGCUCGACACCGCCUUUCCUAGCAUAUCGACGAGUCUCUCAGAUCGACUGAAGACCGUGCUUGGCUCGAUCGUCGUCAUCAAGGAUCCCCUUCCGCCCACUGGCCUGUCGCGGCUGCUGGGGCUCUCCACCGAUACCGUGCGCAGCUCCCUUGCGCAUCUCCACUCUGUCCUCGUUGUACCGGCUGCUCGAGAGUCUGCAGAGAAUAUCCGAAUAAUUCACCCGACAUUUGCCGAGUUCCUGCUCGACCCGAGCCGCUGCACGAACUGUUCAUUCACCGUCGACUCGCAGCGGCAGAACACGCUCCUGCUACGAAGGUGUCUGGACGCGCUGAAGGAACUGAAGCGAGACAUCUGUGACAUCCGGGACCCUUCCCUGCUCAACAGCGAGGUUCCUGGCCUGCUGGGUCGGAUGGAGAGCGCGAUCCCUGCACACCUGCGGUAUGCAUGUCGGCACUGGUGCACUCAUCUGUCGAACGGCGAGCUGUUAGACGAGAUCCUGGACAUGCUUCUUGAGUUCGUACAAAGGCAGCUGCUGCAUUGGGUUGAGGCCUGCAGCCUUCUCGGACUGUUAAGGGAUGUCAUCUCAGGCAUCAACGAGGUCCAGCGGAAGCUGAGGGGUGUUAACGAUGACCGAGCGAGGGACAUUGUCAUUCUGUUGAAUGACUGCGAACGACUGGUUGUCGGCUACUUCCCUGCGAUCAGCAGCUCAGCGCUACACCUGUACUAUUCGCUCCUGUCAUUCAUCCCGACAAAGACUGCACUUGCACGGACGUAUGCGCACGAAUGCUUCUCCGAGGUCUCUGUCAAGGUUUUCGGCAGCGUGCCAGGCAUGUGGGAUGCCUGCUUGGGCACGGUCACCGCGCAUGGGGGCUAUUCGGUCACGGCGGUCGACUUCUCACUCGACGGCAGGACGAUUGCCUCAUCAGGAUUGGACGGCGAGAUACGGAUUUGGGAUGCGCUGACGUGCGCCCUGCUAUUGGUCCUCUCCAGUCAUUCCAACAGCGUUUUCUCUGUCAAAUACUCUCCAGACGGCGCUCGCAUAGCUUCUGCUGCUUCCGACAGAACACUGUUGGACGAGAUCCUGGACAUGCUUCUUGAGUUCGUACAAAGGCAGCUGCUGCAUUGGGUUGAGGCCUGCAGCCUUCUCGGACUGUUAAGGGAUGCCAUCUCAGGCAUCAACGAGGUCCAGCGGAAGCUGAGGGGUGUUGACGAUGACCGAGCGAGGGACAUUGUCAUUCUGUUGAAUGACUGCGAACGCCUGGUUGUCGGCUACUUUCCUGCGAUCAGCGGCUCAGCGCUACAGCUGUACUGUUCACUCCUAUCACUCAUCCCGACGAAGACCGCACUUGCACAGACAUAUGCGCACAAGUGUUUCUCCGAGAUCUCUGUCAAGGUCUUUGGUGAUGUCCCAGGCAUGUGGAACGCCUGCUUGAGCACAGUCACUGUGCAUGGGGGCGAUUCAGUCACGGCGGUCGACUUCUCACUCGACGGCAGGACGAUUGCCUCAUCAGGAUUGGACGGCGGGAUACGGAUUUGGGAUGCGCUGACGUGCGCCCCGCUAUUGGUCCUCUCCAGUCAUUCCAACAGCGUUUUCUCUGUCAAAUACUCUCCAGACGGCGCUCGCAUAGCUUCUGCUGCUUCCGACAGAACAGUCAAGAUUUGGGACGCAGUGUCCGGUGUGCUCAUCCGCACCCUGGAAGGGCACACGGACGACGUGAACUGCGCAGUCUUCACACCCGAUGGCAGCCUCAUCGUAUCUGGCUCCAACGAUCUGUCUAUCAAGAUAUGGGACGCAGGAACGGGUGCCUGUUUGGUGACCCUGACCGCGCACGAUAGCGAUGUCACAUCCAUUGCGGUGUCUCGGGAUGGCCGUUGGAUGGCGUCGAGCUCGUUGGACCAAGUCAUUCUGUGGAGCCUGGAGGCGCCGGCAUACACUCAUCGUGUCGUGGAAACCCCCAAAGGCGAAUCCUUCUCUUUUGAUGCUGUUGCCUUCACGCCAGACAGCUCCCAAAUUUUGAUCGCAUCGUACAUCUUUGGCUCGAAGUCGGGGAAGCUGUCAGUCUGGGAUGCCGAGACCGCAAAGCACCUCCGUGACCUCCGGCCAUCAGGCCGAUCGUUCCAGCGGACCUGCGGUCCCAGCUUUCCUUCAACAGGAGACGUGCUCGCCUGUGCCACAGAUAAAACUGUCCUCGUCUGGGACUUUGCUCGCGGCGAGGUUCGACAGGCGUUCUCCAAUCACACCGAACGUGUCACGAGUGUCGCUUAUAACCACGACGGGACUCGCAUCGCGUCUGGCUCGUUCGAUGGCACUGUCCGGCUGUGGGACGUGACGCAACCUGCGGCGAUCAAGCCACGACUCGAGAACACCAGCAACCCAUCCAGCGAGAAAUCAACCAGCUACUCCUCAGUCGCUUUCUCUCACAGCACGACGCGUGCGCUGCUGGUUUACAACGACAGUACCAGUACCAGUAUCGAGGUGGCGAAGACUGAUUCGUGGGGCCGCGCAUACAAGCCCCUGGCCGUACCCUCGAAACACGAGCACUACGUAGCGUUCUCACCAGACGAUGCAACAAUCCUUACCGCAUCAACUAUAUUUCCCGGAUUAGCGGGAUAUCAUGGCGUGGUGGCUCUCUGGGACACUGCUUCCGGGACGCCGCGUCUCCAGCUUGAGGGCGAGCUGAGCGUUGCGUAUUGGUUCUCCUCUUUCGAGCACACCUUUCUGUGGAGCGCCGUCUUGGGCUACAUCCCUCACUGCUUCGGCGGCCUGUCGUCGUCGCUGAUGUUCUCACAAGACAGUCGCUACCUGCUCGUACCGAAUUUAUCCGCAGCCGGAGAUGAUCAUUCCGCUUGUCUCUGGGACAUUGCAACAGGCAAGCCCAUUCGCAAAUUUGUCGGACAUACGGAUCGUGUCCGCUCCGUCGCCUUCUCGCUGGACGGCAGACGUAUUGCAACGGGCUCCGACGAUACGACUGUCGUCAUUUGGGAUGCUGCCACCGGAGAAUCUCUGGCGACGUGUAGGGGCCAUCGGGACCCGGUUUUCUCCGUCGCCUUCUCUCCUAGUGGAGAACGUGUUGCAUCCGGAGGCUAUGAUCAUCUCGUUCUGGUGUGGAAUGUAGAGGGAGGAGAACCGCUCCGGGAGCUGGAGGGGCACACCAGCACGGUGUCGUCGGUCGCUUUUGCUCCCGGUGGGGACGUCAUCAUUUCCUCCUCGCUGGACAAAACCAUGCGACUCUGGGACAUCGAAUCCGGCGCGUGUCUCCUCGACCUCGACCUACAUACCUGGUACCGCACCCUGCACCUGUCCCCCGACGGCUCUGGAGUCCUAGUCGAUGACGGUAAACGACUUGUCCAGUUGUGGGCCCCUGUAGAUGCCGACGCGCAGGUGACGACCCCGCUCCCAUGGCUUCCGCGCCGCACCUGGCCUAUAUACUACAUCGAGGAUGACUGGAUAUUCUCUUUGACGCCGUCUCGGCGGUCGCGGUUGUGUUGGCUUCCGCCAGACUGGCAUCGCGAGGGCUUUGCGGGAUAUUGUGGGCACGAUGUAGUGUUCGAGAGUGGUUAUAAGCUAAAUUUCUCAGGACUGAAUAGGUACCUAGACAGCCUGCACAGUAAUCGCACACAAUAA